CUUCACCUUCACCUACCCAUACCCACAUCUAGCCAACCACACCAAGUAUAGAACAUCACACACCAUGCCGCAAAUAGAAGAGCUCCCCGACGACUUCGAUGAGUCUAUCGACCUCAACAAGCAGCCAAAACCCGCUGCAGACCUCCCCGGCAUGCCACCUGGCGGGGACCAGAUUCCCUUCCCCAUCAAUGAGGAGCGCAUGAAGGAGCUUGAGGCAAUUGAUCCGUUGGCGCCGAAGAUGCCGCCGAACAUGGCGUCGGUGAAGUCGCAUACAAGGGAGGAGUUGUUGGAUAUGAUGAAUAAGACGCCGUUAUUCAUGACGGAUAUUAGCCAGGCGGGGGAUGAGAACGGCGAAAAUGUCAUGCUCGAUGCUCUCUACGCCCUGCAGAACGAAGGCACCCGUGGCGACGUUGCGCAAAAUUUUCGCGAACAAGGAAAUGAAGCGGCCAGAGAGAAGAGAUGGAUGGACGCGAAGGAAUUUUAUUCUAAAGCGAUCGCGGUUGUUCUAGCAAAGGAAGACAAGUGGGAUAAGCCGGAGAAUCCUGAAGAGGACAAAAAGGUGUUGCGCCAGGCGGAGGAGGCUUCGUACAUCAACCGCGCGCUGUGUCAUUUGGAGCUGAGAAACUACCGCUCAUGUACUCUUGACUGCGCGUCUGCCCUCAAGCUCAACCCCGAGAACGUCAAGGCGUUCUAUCGCUCCUCGACAGCACUAUACGCCCUCGACAAGAUCCCCGAAGCCCAAGACGCUGCUUCCCGCGGUCUCUCCCUCGAUCCCGAAAACAAACCCCUCCAAGCGACAGCGACGAAGAUCGCAGAGCGCAAGGCCGCCCUUGAGCGCAUCGCAGCCAAGAAGAAGGCCGAAGCCGACAGAAUCCGCAAAGAAACACAACUCCUCACCGUCGCCCUGAAGGCCCGAGAAAUCCGUACUCGCAAGACCGGACAACCGCCGGAGAUGGAGGAUGCGGGGAUACGCCUGAGCCCCGAUCCUCUCUCGCCUGAGAGUACUCUUGAAUUCCCCGCUGUGUUCUUGUACCCCACGGAUGCGCAGUCAGAUUUCAUCAAGGCGUUUUCGGAGAUGCACUCUAUUGAGGACCAUUUGGAUUAUAUCUUCCCAUUGCCGUGGGACACGAAGAAGGAAUACACCAUCGACAAUGUGGAGUGCUAUAUGCAGACCGUUACCGGUGGGUUGAUCAAGGCUGGCAAGAAGCUACCUCUUCUGCAGAUCUUGAGCGGAGGCAAGGUCGAGGUUGUCGAUGAACUGGUGACAAUUUACGUGGUGCCUACGUCGAAGACUGGGAGGUUCAUCUCGGAGAUGAAGGCCAGAAAGGAGAGUGGAAGCUGAGCCCGUUGCUUUUUUGUGGCUUGGCACGACAUGAUGAAGCAAUCCGAUAUGGGAACUACAUAGCAGCCAUCUUACUCGCGAUAGCGAUUAACCGCGCAGGUAUGGGGUUUUAUCCGGCAGCACCACGAGUCGCGGCGAUGAUGCCGCGAUACGGUUGACACUUUGUGUCACUGCGAGCUGCAGAUUCGUGUAUAUAAAAUUCGGCUGAAUUAUGAAUGGAUACCCUGCAUAGCUUUUGCUAGACUACUGAAAUGAGAUGCGAUAUUUCCUCGGUUGACCCGUGCUUUUAGGCAAAUUCGGAGAUGCUCCUCGAGUAGACUCAAUUCCGAUUCGACACUGACAUGCAGUAUAUAAUCAGCCUAGUUAAUAUCACACAGUAUUCAACAAACAAUGAAGGAA
This is a messenger RNA of Aspergillus ruber CBS 135680, 1741 nucleotides long. RefSeq names its product HSP70/90 family co-chaperone CNS1. The record is from RefSeq and is a predicted model, not a curated record. Gene Ontology annotation, biological process: protein folding. The coding region runs from base 65 to 1342 and encodes 425 amino acids. Gene Ontology annotation, molecular function: Hsp90 protein binding. NCBI's taxonomy places the organism in Eukaryota, Fungi, Ascomycota, Eurotiomycetes, Eurotiales, Aspergillaceae. The transcript has 3 exons.